Messenger RNA from Phaeodactylum tricornutum CCAP 1055/1, 1527 nucleotides. RefSeq lists its product with no specific name. Gene Ontology annotation, molecular function: DNA binding; ATP binding; ATP-dependent chromatin remodeler activity. Gene Ontology annotation, cellular component: nucleus. Lineage: Eukaryota; Bacillariophyta; Bacillariophyceae; Surirellales; Neidiaceae. The annotation marks the transcript as partial. The record is from RefSeq and is a predicted model, not a curated record. The transcript has a single exon.
CAGCCCAAGAAUCUGGCCGACGGUUGCAUCCUCAAGGAUUAUCAGUUGGAAGGAGUCCGCUGGUUGGCCUCACUCUACGAAAACGGGGUUUCCGGGAUACUGGCCGACGAAAUGGGACUCGGCAAGACCAUUCAGUGCGUAGCACUCAUUGCGCAUUUGCUCCUACAGGGCGUAUCGGGACCCUUCCUCGUUGUCGCACCCUUGGCAACCUUGCCCAAUUGGGUGCGCGAAUUCGAAAAGUGGUUGCCCCAACAUCCCGUCGUUCGAUACCACGGCACCGCACCGGAACGGGAAGCCAUGCUCAAAGGACCACUCAAUCCCAAACUAAGACGGAGUCCCAACUUUCCCUUUAUCGUCACCUCCUACGAAGUGUCCAUCCGCGAUCAAGCCAAACUAGAAAAACUCACCGAGUUCACCUAUCUUAUUGUCGAUGAAGGACAUCGUUUGAAAAAUCACCGCUGUACACUGCUUACCUCGCUCAAACGUCUCAAAGCCGCCAACCGCCUUUUGUUGACCGGGACACCCAUUCAGAAUACCCUGGAUGAACUCUGGAGUUUGCUCAACUUUGUGAAUCCGCAAAUCUUUGACGAUCUCUCCGUCUUUCAGUCCUGGUUCGGUUUCAAGGAUAUCGGACAAAAGACACGCGGCGGCACCGACGAAACCUCCAUCAUUAUUGAGGAGCGCAAGAAUCAGACCGUCACCAAGUUGCACGAAAUCCUCCGCCCCUUUUUGCUCCGCCGCAUCAAGUUGGACGUCCUUUCCGAAAUGCCGCCCAAAAAGGAAGUCAUUGUAUACAGCGGGAUUUCCAAACUGCAAGCCGGCUACGCCGACUUGAUUGACAAGGGCACGCUGCGGGAUACCCUGAUUGCGCAGGGCAUUGAAAAUGGUCGGACUCUGAGUCAGACCAAUAAACUCAUGAAUCAUCGUAAGAACAUCAACCACCCGUUUUUGUUCGGGGAACCGAUCGAUCCCGCCAGCGGCGUCCAUUUGGGCACGGCCCAUCCGCAAUUGCUGGUCCGCGCCAGCGGAAAGUUCGCCCUGCUCGAUCGCAUGUUGAGUCGUCUGUAUCGGGACGGCCACCAAGUCCUCAUCUUUAGUCAAAUGACGAGCGUCUUGAACGUGAUGGAAGACUAUCUGCUCUUCCGAAACUGGAAUUUUUGCCGGAUCGACGGUUCCACCAAUAUUGACGAGCGUCAGCGACAGAUGGAUCAAUUCAAUGCGGAAAAGACUGCCGGUGAGAAUGGCCGUCGUAGCAAGGCCGACGACCGUCACUUUGUCUUUUUACUGAGCACCCGCGCCGGUGGUUUGGGAAUUAACUUGACCAGCGCCGAUACGGUAAUCAUCUUUGACAGUGACUGGAACCCGCACGCGGAUAGUCAAGCCAUGGACCGCGCGCAUCGUCUCGGCCAGGACUUGCCCGUGGCCGUUUACCGUCUCUUGACCGUCAACUCGGUCGACAUUGAAAUGAUGGAAAAACAAAUAUCGAAAAAGAAACUGGAACGCAUGACCAUUGCCGGCGGCGACUUU